Messenger RNA from Centruroides sculpturatus (bark scorpion), 7151 nucleotides. Its product is annotated as tankyrase-like protein. Gene Ontology annotation, molecular function: NAD+ poly-ADP-ribosyltransferase activity; protein binding. The record is from RefSeq and is a predicted model, not a curated record. Bases 180 to 5990 code for a protein of 1936 amino acids. The transcript is spliced from 46 exons. NCBI's taxonomy places the organism in Eukaryota, Metazoa, Arthropoda, Arachnida, Scorpiones, Buthidae.
AACAGAAAGAACCGGGUGGAAGACAAACUGAAUCUUCAAAAAAAAUAUAUAAAAGUGAAAAACUUACUCCUAAUCCUAAAGUGAAAAUAUUUGAAAAGGAUCCCACAUUUCAGUCCAACUUGCCAAUACCUUUUAUAUCAACUCUUGCGCAUAGCAAACUACUGAUACGAGCCAUUAUCAUGAAAGAUUUUAACUUAUUCAAGUCACUGUUAGAAAAUACAGAAGAAGUGUGUUCACUUUCGGUACCAAGAAGUGUCGAUGUUCCUUAUACUUCUCUGACGUACGCUAUUAUUAAUGAUGAUCUCAGGGUGAUAAAAGCUCUUUUAAAUGCACAAGUGAGAAAAUAUGCCCCAGUUCCAGAUAAUCUACUUGAACAUAUGGAUACUGGAGAGUAUAAUCAAGCAAUGCUGGGUUUUUCGAUUAGAUCUAUUUCCAUAAGUCGUGGAGGACGAGAAGGGAACAAUGCAUUUUUAAAAGACACUUAUGUGUAUGAUUCUCAUAAACCGUAUCUGGACGAAUCUUUAAUUAAACUUGCUCUUCGUAGAGGUGUUUCAAUAGAAACAAUUCGCUUUUUCGAAAAAGAUAUGAAAGAUACAGUAUUAAGAUUAAUUCCAGAAGCAGUUAAAAAUGGCCAUCAUAAGCUAGCUGGACAACUAGUAAAAGAAGCAAUAGAUUUCGGUGGUUAUGGCUAUUCUGAUAUUCACCAACAGGUUUUAUUAAACGAUAAGCAAGAAUUACCCAAAAUAAGACCAAAGUCUGUCAUAAAAAAAGCACAUAACCAUCCAAGGAUUACUCCUUUACAUUGUGCUGCUAUUAAUCCUAAUCCUAAAUAUUUAGCCACGUUGUUGUCUUUAUACCCUUUUUAUAAUCUUCCCGAUAAAAGUGGUUGGCAGACGAUUCAUUAUGCUGCUGCUUGUAAAACUACUGCAACACUUGAACUUUUGUUAUCAAGAGGGGUGCAACCAGAAGAUAUUACAGACAAUUAUGGUAAUACACCUCUACAUGUAGCCUGUAUGGUAGGUCGCCCGCAGAAUGUUGAAUUGCUUUUAGUCCAUUCUUCUACAGCUCACAACAAAAAGGAUCAAGAAAAUUCACUAUUAUUUGCUCAUGAAAAAUUUGGCUUUGGCGGCAUCGAUCGGCCAAAUAAGAAAACAUAUUGUCCUCUUCAUUUGGCAGCAAAAAACGGCCAUGUCAAUGUCCUGAAUGUUUUGUUAAGAUAUGGAGCGGAUACAGAAAAAACAACUAGUGCCGCACAUGACAAACUGACUCCUUUGAUGAUCGCAUCCCAGUGGGGUCAUUUAGAUAUUGUAAAAAAACUUGUUGAGAAAGGCUCACUAAUUGAAAUGAAAGAUAAAAAGCAGCGAACAGCUCUCACUCAUGCUAUUAUAAAUGGACACGCGCACAUUGCAUCAUAUUUAUUACGGCUCGGUGCAGAUCCCAAUUUUAGAGACAGUUCAGGAAAUACUUUACUCCAUUAUGCUGCAGCUUAUGGUUGGUAUUUUUGUUUGGACCUUCUCUUGGAAGCUGGUGCCAGUCCGAAUUCAUAUAAUGAUUGGAAGCUGACUCCUUUAAGUGUUGCUUAUUUGAAAGGUCACAUGGGAUUGGUUGAUUGCUUACUAGAACAGUCUGGAGUAAAUAUUGAUGUAGCUGUAGAUAAUGAUAAAGGAUUGACACUUUUAAUGCAGACUGUUAAAUCAAAAAUAUGCCCAUCCAUGUUAGAGAGAGUAAAGUUUUUAGUAAUUAAACAGAAGUCGGAUUGUUCAGUUACCGAUUAUUUUGGAAACAAUGUGUUACAUCAUUUUGUAAUGAGAGAAGCCGAAGAAAUAAGAACUUUAAAGGAAGACUCAAUAGAAAAAAUUGAACAUGAUAAAAUUGUUAAAGCAAUUGCUAAUUUACUUAUUAAUCAAGGAUGUGAUCCAAAAGCAAUAAAUAAGGAAGGUGAAUCGCCGUUUUCUUUAGCUGCUCAAAAGGGUUGCCUUUUGUUGAUAGAAAUUUUUGUGAAUGCCGGUUGUGAAUUAAUGAUCGAUGUCAGGCCUUCUUUAAAAAACAAUUUUCUUCAUUCACUCGUAGAACAUGCAUGCCAAAGAGAAGUCAAGCCGAUAUUGGAUUUAAUAAUGAAAAAUGCAAAUAAUGUAGAGACCAGUGUACAAAAAACAUUAUCUCAAAUGGUCAAAAUGUACAAUCAGGACGGAUACACACCUUUACUACUAGCCGUCAGCUAUUUACAAUCAAUUGAUUAUAAGGGUAGUGAAAGACUCAUAGCAUUAAUUCAGUUCUUUGUGAAAGAAUUGAAGUGUAGUAUAAGUACUCCCAUCAAGAAUUCAAAAGGAGAAGAUGUAGCUACAGUUUUGCAUUUGGCAGCAAAAUGUAAUUAUCCGAAAGUUUUUGACAUCUUGUUACUGCACAAUCCUCCUUUAGACGCAUUUGAUUCUGACAAACUGACACCUUUGAUUGUCGCUAUCAAAAAUCAAAAUGUGGCCACUGCAGAAAAACUCAUUAAAGCUGGAUGUAAUGUAAAUAUUAGGUCAGAAAAAGAUGACAAUUCUUCUCCAAUAAUUCUUGCUUCCAGAAACAGUCAGCUAGAUAAAGUAAUACAACUUUUGCUUCAGCAUAAAGCUGAUCCCAAUGACAUUGACUUAAAAAAUGGUAAUACUCCAUUACAUUAUGUAGUCAGUCGUCGAAACCUGGAGGUGUUAGAUACCGUAAAGGCCCUAACUGCUGCCGGAGCAUCAGUUAAUGCGGUAAAUAAUGAGAAGCAAACCCCCCUUCACUUAGCUGUGAAUUCUCACAUGGACGGUGCAGAUGUAUUUUAUACAGUUGAAGAUUUUUUAUUAAAUUCUGGCAGUAAGACUGAUGUGUGCGAUGUAUACGGAAGAAUUCCUCUCCAUUAUGCCUUUAUUGAUAUCAAUAACCCUGAGUGUACUCAUCAAAUUGAUCCGAUUGAAUUGGUCGCUUUGCUCACAAAUGCCAUGGGUUCUGUUCCUCUCGAAAUAGCAGACAACUAUGGCCAGACGCCACUACACAGGGCAGCAUUUCGAGGUGCUACUAUUUCUUGCAUGCACCUGGCUUCGAAAAUGAAAAAUAUUGAUAUAAGGGACAAAGAAGGAAACACUCCUCUUGGCUUGGCAGUAAUGAACAGUCAUGAAAGUUGUACAUUAAUGUUGCUUCAGAAAGGAUGCAGUUGCACGGCAGAUCUCAUAAAGAACGUCAAAUCCUCUCCUGAUAAAAAAACAGAGAACAAACACUACUGGAUCUGGCAUUACCUUAAAAAAGAAAUUCCUCCUCCCUUAAGAUGUUCUAUCUUACAAGAAGCCGUACAGAAAGAUCUACAGGGGAUUGUAUUCCUUAUGCUUGAUCAGUUGGAAUCAAUCAAUAAAGGUUACAGCAUUGCUAUUGAGGCAGCUCUGAAGACAAGAAAAUAUAACUUGGCUCUGAAAUUGAUUCCACGCGUCAAACACAGUUGGACGUUAUAUAACGAAAAACAGAGCACACUACACAUAUUGGCAAGACAACCGGAAUCUAAAUUACAAACUAAGGUCGCUCAAGCUUUAAUAGACAAAGGAGUACCUUUAAUGGCUAAAGACGAGCACGGUUGUUCUGUUAUGAUAUACAGUGCUUUAAAAUGGAAUUCUUCGUUAAUAUCUUUUAUAUACGAUAAGGUGGGCACCUUGGCAAGCGUUCAGGCAGAUCCGGAUAAAUCAUUAAGAACACCAUUGUCAGCUUUGUUCUGGCAGCUUGGUGAGAAAUCUCUUCCCCAGCCUAUAAAAACCUGGUUUUUGAAAAUGAUAAAAGAGGGAGCCAAUCCAAACAUACUGACUCGUUAUCCCAUCCAACAAUCUUCUUAUCCUGGAGUGAGAUUCAUCGCUUCAGAUGAACUACACGAAGAAAAUCCUUAUGCCCCUUGCAUUUCUCCUCUGAUGGUCGCCAUAUAUAAACAAAAUAUUGAGGUUGCCAGACUUCUUUUGAAGACUGGAGCUGACGUAAAUUUCUGUAACGAUCAACAGCAGACACCCAUAAUGAUAGCCACUAAAUUAAAUGAUAUUAAAAUGGUGAAGCUUUUAUUAGAUAAUAGUUAUGAUCCCAGUAAAGACAAAUAUCCUUAUUCAGAAACGUCAAUAAUAAAAAUGAAGAAGACCAGUCAAGUAGAUUUAGCACAUAAAGAUAUUAUGGGAAGGACAGUAGUGCAUCACAUAAUUUCACCUUUCAGCGAAUUCAGCUACGACAACGUAUCUGUAUUAAAACUUCUUGCUCACGUCGGUGCACCACUGGAUCUCCCAGACAAAGAGGGUAACACGCCGCUGCAGUUAGCAUUGAGGAACAAAGCUGAAAAUGCAAUAGAAGCAUUGCAGACAUUAUUAAAAGUGCCUCCUGAGAAUCAGGAGAAAUUGCAGAUCAAAUUUCCUUCUGUCGGAGGAAUCGCUCUAGAUUUAGGAGUUUCCCAGUGGAAUUACAAAGAAGAUUCCAAAGCUUUGCUUAGAGAAUUGCAAGACGAACAAAUGGAAACCACAUUCCUCUGUCAGCCCGAUGAACACGCGGAGACCGGGGAGGUACUCUUCGAUAAAGAUCAAGACUUACCCUACGACAUCUUAAUGAUAAAAGUCGACUUAAAUUACGGGAGUUACGGUCUUUACAAUUUUUACAAAAUGCAGCUCAUUCAUCAAAAGGCAAAAGACUUAGUCAUUCUGUUCACUCGAUGGGGAAGAGUGGGCGAUUCCGGUCAAUAUCAAAAAACUCCAUUUCGGAUAAUGGAUGAGGCCAUAAAAGAAUUUUGUAAAAUAUUUAAAAGCAAAUCGGGAAACACUUGGGAAAAUGUAAAAAAUUUCCAACAUCAGCCAAAGAAAUAUGAUCUAGUUUCUUUAGAUAAAAGGUCAUUUGUACAGAGAAAAGAGAUUUUAGUAGAUAUUGCCAGUAAUGUGCCUUCAAAGCUUUCUCCUUGCCUAAACAAACUUCUUAAAAAUUUAAUGGACGUUCACAUGAUAAAAAGGUCAUUGAAGGACAUGGGAUGUCUGGAAAAUUCGCCUUUUGGUACAUUAUCGGAGUCUUCUCUCGUCGAAGCCGAGAAAAUACUCCAAAUGGCAAGCGAAGUCGUAACGGAGAAAGAUAAUCUGGAAAAUUCUUUAAAAACUCAAGACAAGUACGAAGAGUUGUCGGCUAAAAUUCUCGACUUGAGCGAGAAGUUCUAUCGAUUAGUGCCUUUGUACGGCUACAGUUACGAAAAAAUGGCGUUGCUGUCGACUCGGAAUGAGAUCGAGCAUCAGAUGAAGGUCGUUCACGAUCUGAUGCACAUCGAAUUUUCCGGAGAGUUGCUGCUGGCGGCCCAAUACAGAUCAAAAGAAAUAAAUCCAUCGGACUACGUGUAUAGGUGUCUGGGUUGUCAGCUGGAUCUGCUGGACGAAAAUGGUUCGGAAGCUCAACUGAUCCUGCAAUACAUCCACAACAGUUGCGGCAAAAUUAAACCCAAGGUAGAAGCCAUCUUCCGGGUGUUCCGGGAGGGAGAGUCUGCCGAUGCCAAAGAUCUUCCGCAUCACGCCAUGCUGUGGCACGGGACGAAGGUAUCCAAUCUUCUGGGGAUCUUGAAGAGGGGACUGCAGCCCGCUCCCCUGGGGGUGUACCAUAGCGGGAGCGCUUUUGGAAAGGGGGUGUACUUCGCCGACAUGUUUAAGAAGAGCCGUUCGUACUGCUGGUCCAACAAUUGCGAUUCCACCUACAUGCUCCUGUGCGAGGUGGCUCUAGGCAAUACGAUUAAAAUCGACGUGGGAGAUGACGUGCCGAAAGAGGUCGAUUCUGUCAAAGUGGCCGGAAGUAGACAGCCCAGUCCGCCUUAUUCCGUUUGUUGGCAAGGAUGUAGGUGGCCGGUGGGUCCGGCGGUCGACGACUGGGAGGAAGACGGCCGCGACCGAUGCCCCGGCGGAUACCUGCGCUACAGCGAGUACGUCGCCUUCGACCCCUCGCGGAUCUGCCUGAGAUAUUUGGUGCAGUUGCGGGACUGAAGAGCGCGCGCUCCGGUACGUCGCCCGAUCGAGUCGUCCCCCGACGCGCUCCCCGGACCAAACGCUCCGCCGCGUCCGACGUUCGUCGUCGUCGUCCCUUUAAUACCCGCCGCGACGCGGACGACGCGCUUCCAUCUUAAAGAGAGCCGUUUUUAAGAAAAGUUCUAGAUACUUUAUUCGCUACCCGUUUAUAACAGUUUACCGUACGAAACGUUUUCCGUUUAUAAGGUUAUUCCCAGAUUAUAUAUAUAUAUACAUACAUAAAUAUAUAUAUAUAUAUACACACAUACACACAGACUCGCACACGCGCGACGUACACGUCGGUACGCGGGUCGGCGGCCGCCACGCUUCCGCCGCGCGGCCGAUGCCGGCGAUAUAUAUUUUUUUAUGUUUCCGACUUUUAAAAGAGAGCGAGGGGGCGGCGGAGCCCCUUCCGCCCCGCCGCCUCCGGCCCCGUCGACCGGCCCGUCCGGAAGCGCCCCGCCGGGCGCGUUCCGACGCCCCUCCGCCCCCGGGGCGGUCUUACGCCGACCACCUCGGAGCGCGCGCGCGUCGUCGAUUUUACUCUGUACAGAUCUUUACACACCGGAGUCGUUUUCGUCGCGUGGAAAAACAAAAGUGACGUCGCUCUACCCAACGAACGCCCCCCGCAAGGUUAUAAAUACGAAUAUAUAUAUAAAUAAAUGAAUAUAAAUAUAUAUAUAUAAAUAUACGCUUAAUAUAUUCCCCUUCCCGUUCCGAUCUUAUUAUAUCCCGCGGUCCGGGCGGGAGACUCCGGGUCCCCCGCAGUUUCCGUCGGACCGCCCUCCGCCCCUUCCGGUUCCCGCCGGGAAGGAAGGGCGCCACCUUUUAAAAAACGUUUCCGCAAUAACGAAGAACAGAACGAGAAGACGAAACCGACGGGAACACGACUCGUCGCUUCCGUUUCGUCGCUCGUCGCCACACGAUUUUUAUAACAGGGUAUCGGAAUUAAUCGUAAAUCUGUGCAAUAAGAUUCAAGUGUGCAGACCGUGAGAACUCCGAGGGACAAAAACAAAACCACGUUUAACUUUUUUUGAUGUCACGACGAUUUUAUAUAAUGACUGUAAACUUAAAUGAACAUAUUGUGACAAAUGUACAAAUCACUGUUAAUAUGUUUCAAUAAAUCAUCGAAAAGAUACA